AUGGAGGUGCUAGUCAUGGACGAGACAUUGCUUGCUGUUCAGUAUUCCAAGUACCACGGCGGUCCAUCAGCCCUUGAGUAUAUGAUAUCAUGCCCGAUGCCGACGCCGAAUGUGUUCGAGAUGUUGGUGAAGGUGGAAGCCUGCGGUGUCAACGUUGUGGACUGGAGGUUCCAAGAUGACUUGCGUAAGUAUGUUGUUCCUUGCAAAUUCCCUCACGUCCCAGGCUGUGAUUUAAGCGGUGAGGUGGUGAUGCUUGGACCUUGGGUCGUGGGUUUUGAACCAGGUGAAAAAAUCAUCAGUUGGAUCAGCCCAGUGAAAGGAGGCGGAUAUGCGGAGUAUGCUGUGACUGCAUCAGCAACGACCAUGAAGAGACCCCCAGGCGUUUCAGUGGUGGAGGCAGCGUCGUUACCCCGUCUGCCAAUGACCGCUCUCCGGAGCGCUGUCCAAGUAGCUGGCCUCAAGCUUGAUGGAUCAGGCCCAAAACUGAACGUUCUCAUCACUGCCGCUUCUGGGGAGGUUGGCCCGUUCUGGACCCAGAUUGCCAAACUAUGCGGCUGUCACGUGACAGCCACAUGCGGAUCUCACAACACGGAGCUUGUGAGAAGCCUGGGAGCUGAUGAAGUGCUGGACUACAAGAGCACCGAGGGUGCGAAGUACACUAGCCCUUCUGGGAAGAAAUCCGAUGUCGUGGUGCACCUCGCACCCUAUAAGCCAGAACAGCCUUCACGGCGCAACUCACAAAACGCGGUGCAGUCAUCUACAUGA
This is a messenger RNA of Physcomitrium patens, 765 nucleotides long. RefSeq names its product chloroplast envelope quinone oxidoreductase homolog. NCBI's taxonomy places the organism in Eukaryota, Viridiplantae, Streptophyta, Bryopsida, Funariales, Funariaceae. Gene Ontology annotation, molecular function: oxidoreductase activity. The record is from RefSeq and is a predicted model, not a curated record.